CCACGCUUCAGUUUUUGUUCUCAACCUUGACAACGUGAGAAAGAUGGAAGCAUCUCCUCAUCAAGUCCUCUUUGUUGCGUAUCCAGGCUCAGGCGUUUGUAACGCCGGGAUCACCUUAUCCCACUAGUAUAAAAUCCUCCGUUUCAACGUUGUUCAACUGCGCCUCAUUUGUUCCUUCCAAAACUCAUGUCUUCAUCUGACAAGUUUCCACCCUCUGAUAUGGCUCCAACUCGGACCCACUCUUCUUGGCGAUUCAUCUGUCACCAGAUACUCUUCGCGGUCAAACUGUUCUUGGUCUUGGUAGUCGGCUACUAUCUGCUCGUAGCACUGUACGUCGUGAUUAUGACUGUCCGACAGUCUAUCAGCUGUCCCAAUACGUCUCAGACCCCCGCUUUGACUACUGCUGAUGACGCCACUUGGACUGGAAUUCCUGUUUUCCCUGACGAAACUUCGCGGGACAUGUUCUACCGCACGGCAAACAUAACCGCCUUCUUAGAAGAAGAUGUUAGUGGCGUCGUGCUCUUAUCAGAGUCUUUGGAGAUUCUUUCUGAGAAAGAUGCUAUGCCCGUAGUCGAACGAGCCAUUACCACCAUCGAAAAUUUGUCAGUCGACGCUUCAAGCAGCCAGCGCUUGCCAGGGGAUCUUCCUCAUGCUCUGCAUCAUCUGGGCAUUGAUAUGCGUAACCUUUUCUCACACCUGGCGACGCUUGGUGACACCGGUUUCUAUGCGACGAGAAGUUUUGCACGGCAGCUUCGACAUAUCGACCUUGCCCUUGACAAGCUUUGGAAAACAUGGUCUUCGUGGGACUACGUUGAACUGCACAUUCUGAUGAAGAUCUCUUGUGGUACUCUCAAACAACAGCUUGCGCUUCUGAACGGGGAACUCGGCAAUAUUCACAUCGUCGUCGAGAUUUACCGAAAUGACAUGGCUGAGAUUGAGAAGAAUGAUCCAGGACGCGCAUCUCAUCUCGAGAUAUUGAAUGGGGGAUUUUGGCAUGCUGUGGACCCACUUGAGAGCGCCUUAAUGAUCAUAGAGGAGGCGAAGCCAAUACCGUUUGAGGUUUGCAACGAGGAGAACUUUGCGUUGCUGGGGAUGCAUGGUGGUGUUCAACACCCAUCUACCUACAACGGAAGGACUAAGGAAAGACUUCAGGUAUAUGCAGAUGUGUUGGAGGCCUACGGAAACUUUGGCUCUGUCCGGAAGAACAAUGCGUGGGUCAUGAAAGUGCUGGAAGAUUAUGCUCUGAGUGAUUUAUCUCGUGCUGUGGAAAAGGCGAAGAGUUUUGGGAAGGUGGCGCUGGUAUUGGAAGCGGAAUGAUUGCUUUCCGGGGCUGCUAGUGCCUGCCGGACAAUGACUUUCUAGUUACUCAUCUCGUUCCCUUUGGUUAACAAACAAUUUUCCAUGCUCUUAUGAAUUUACUAUGUCGAUAUUAAAUUGAGUCGGCAACCUAGUCAGCACCUUAUGUGCGCUGCCUCUGCAAGCUCCGUCAGCUCACAACGUUCAUUACUUCUAUAGCUCGUGCGUCAUUUCGGCCCGGUAACAUCCGGUGCGUCAAGGUCAUUUCU
Messenger RNA from Desarmillaria tabescens, 1565 nucleotides. RefSeq lists its product as uncharacterized. NCBI's taxonomy places the organism in Eukaryota, Fungi, Basidiomycota, Agaricomycetes, Agaricales, Physalacriaceae. The coding region runs from base 187 to 1317 and encodes 376 amino acids. The record is from RefSeq and is a predicted model, not a curated record. The transcript is spliced from 4 exons.